Oryza sativa Japonica Group (Japanese rice) is the source of this 1543-nucleotide messenger RNA. RefSeq lists its product as uncharacterized. The record is from RefSeq and is a predicted model, not a curated record. Gene Ontology annotation, molecular function: catalytic activity. Lineage: Eukaryota; Viridiplantae; Streptophyta; Magnoliopsida; Poales; Poaceae.
UCAUGCCAGUCAUCCACUCCACACCACCACACACUCCCCUUCCCUUCCUUCUCCGGUCUCCUCCCUCUCUCGUCGUCGUCGUCGUCGCCGUCGCCGGCUCGCCGCGUUCUCCUCCGCCGCCGCUGCUGAGCCGGGAUGGCCGCGCGUAGCCCCUACUUCGUCCCCGAGAGCGAGGGGAUCCGGGCCGGGGAGUCGCCGGCCGCGGCGCUCCGCAGGAUCCUCGCGUCGCCGGGGGCGCACCAGGCCCCCUGCUGCUUCGACGCGCUCGGCGCCCGCCUCAUCCAGCGCGCGGGGUUCCCGAUCUGCUUCAUGGGCGGUUUCUGUGUUUCUGCCGCACGACUUGGAUUGCCAGAUGCUGGUCUCAUCUCAUAUGGAGAAAUGGUAGAUCAAGGGCGUCUGAUCACUGAAGCUGUAUCACUCCCAGUUAUCGGCGAUGGUGAUAAUGGCUAUGGAAAUGCUAUGAGCAUUAAGAGAACCGUAAAAGGGUAUAUUAAUGCUGGUUUUGCUGGAAUCAUGCUCGAAGAUCAGGUGGCACCAAAAGCAUGUGGACAUACUGAAGGAAGGAAAGUUAUCUCAAGGGAGGAUGCUAUCAUGCACAUAAAAGCUGCCGUAGAUGCUAGGAAAGAGAGUGGUUCUGACAUUGUUAUCAUUGCAAGGUCAGACUCUCGUCAAGCUAUCUCUAUUGAUGAAGCGCUAUGGAGGGUACAGGCUUUUGCCGAUGCUGGAGCAGAUGUUCUAUUCAUUGAUGCUCUUGCUUCAAUAGAAGAGAUGAAAGCAUUUUGUGCGGUUUCACCUAAAGUUCCAAAGAUGGCAAACAUGCUAGAAGGUGGUGGUAAAACUCCCAUAUUGAGCCCUGCUGAACUUCAGGAGAUUGGUUUUAGCCUCGUAGUCUACCCAUUGUCCCUGAUUGGGGUAUCAAUGCUCGCAAUGGAGGAUGCUCUGAUUGCGAUAAAAAGUACUGGUGCACCCCGACCUGGUAGCUUGCCAUCUUUUCAGGAGAUCAAGGAUACUCUAGGGUUUAACCGAUAUUACAAAGAAGAAAAGCAAUAUGCAACAGUCCAGCAAGCCCAGCCAUUAUCCACAAAUAUUGUACUUCGAUUAAAGAUCACAGAAAAAAGUGGAACGCAGAAGAUAAAUGAAGGGAUACCUGCUGGAAUCCUAGAGAAGAUAUCAAAAGCUAUUCCAGGCUUGGCUGGUGUCAAUUUGACGGAAAUACUUCAGGGUGCAGAUCAGUCCCAGAAAGGAAAAUUGCUGCUUGAUCGUGAGGAUGCAACUGGCGACAGGAUCCAGGUGUCCAUCGAGUGAUCAAUGCCUACAUACAUUGCCUAGAAGCAUGGAUGGCCAGUAAUGUAGGGCAAAUCGCCUUCAAUAUUGAAGCAAACGAUUUUCCAAGUUGUAAUGGUAGCCGUUUAGCGUAGUACCUUGAAGUGUUACUUCUGCGAGUUGGGUUUUCCUCUUUGCGUUGCCUUGUGGUGUUAAUAAUCCUGGAUUCCUGUGUUGAUUCAAAUAAAAGAAACCUAUCAUCAGGGGCUUUAGAAUGUUC